CGACUGAAUUUUUAUCAGCUACAAAUUUAAUCGAUUCAUGAAAUUUUUAGAUGCCAUAAGAAAGUAGCACCACACCCAGAUGAUCAUCUAAGAAAUAAAUAACGAAAAUGGGGGUGCCAGAAACCAUUGAUGUUGGUUCUCAUGUGUGGCUUGAAGAUUCUGAACUUGCUUGGGUAGAUGGAAUCGUGUUUAGCGUUAAAGGACAUGACAUUGAAGUUCAAACUAGUGAUGGAAGGACUGUUGUGGCAAAGUUAUCAGAGUUACAUUCUCGAGAUGCAGAAUCUCCAGCUGGGGGAGUUGAUGACAUGACUAACCUCCAUUACUUAAAUCAGGCUGAAGUCUUGCAUAAUUUAGCUACUAGAUUUCAAAUAGAUGAAAUAUAUACUUACACAGGAAAUAUUCUUAUUGCUGUCAAUCCAUUUCAAGCUCUUUCACAUUUAUAUGAACCUUCGGUGAUGGAGCGAUACAAAGGAGCAAAAAUGGGAGACCAGACCCCUCAUGUCUUUACCAUUGCUGAUAUUGCAUAUAGGGCAAUGAUUAGUGAAGGUAAAAGCAACUCGAUUCUCGUUAGUGGUGAAAGUGGAGCUGGGAAAACUGAGACCACUAAGAAUCUAAUGCGUUACCUUGCCUAUCUUGGAGGAAAUUCGGCUGCUGAAGGGCGGACUGUUGAACAACAAGUUCUAGAAUCAAAUCCAGUUCUUGAAGCCUUUGGUAAUGCAAAGACUGCCAGAAAUAACAAUUCUAGUCGUUUCGGGAAAUUUGUAGAGAUUCAAUUUGACAAUUGCGGAAGAAUUUCUGGAGCAGCAAUUAGAACAUAUCUUCUUGAGAGGUCACGUGUAUGCCAAAUUUCGGAUCCUGAGCGUAACUAUCACUGCUUUUAUCUUUUAUGUGCAGCACCAAAAGAGGAGAUUGAGAAGUACAAGUUGGGAGAUCCCAAAUCAUUCCAUUAUCUUAACCAAUCCAAUUGUUAUGAAUUGGUUGGUGUUAGUGAUGCAAACAAUUAUCUAGCUACUAGGCGAGCUAUGGAUGUUGUUGGGAUAAGUGAGGAGGAACAAGAAGCCAUCUUUAGAGUUGUGGCGGCUAUUCUUCACUUGGGGAAUAUUGAUUUUGGAAAUGAAGAAGGAGACGUUGAAUCAUCAGUCCUAAAAGAUGAUGAUUCCAAAUUUCAUCUUCAGAUGACGGCAAACCUUCUCAGGUGUGAUCCUAAGUCCUUAGAAGAUGCAUUAUGCAAACGAAAAAUGAUAACACCCGAUGAUGUGAUCAAGAAGAGUCUUGAUACGGGUGGUGCUACAAUUAGCAGGGAUGGUUUAGCAAAGACUAUAUAUUCUCGUUUAUUUGAUUGGUUAGUCGACAAAAUAAAUGUAUCCAUUGGCCAAGAUCCUAAGUCCAAGUGUUUGAUAGGGGUUCUCGACAUUUAUGGCUUUGAAAGCUUUCAAUAUAACAGUUUCGAGCAGUUGUGCAUCAACUAUACGAAUGAAAAGCUACAACAACAUUUCAACCAGCAUGUAUUUAAAUCUGAACAAACAGAGUACACAAAGGAGGAAAUUGAUUGGAGAUACAUUGAAUUUGUUGAUAAUCAAGAUGUUCUAGAUCUUAUUGAGAAGAAAACAGGCGGGAUAAUUGCUCUACUUGAUGAGGCAUGUCUAGUCCCAAAAUCAACUCAUGAGACAUUUGCACAAAAGCUUUACCAAACAUUUAAAGAUCACAAACGAUUUAUCAAACCAAAGUUGGCUCGAUCAGAGUUCACCAUUGUUCACUAUGCAGGGGAAGUACUCUAUCAAUCUGAACAAUUUUUGGAUAAAAACAAAGACUAUGUUGUUCCAGAACACCAAAACUUGUUGAGCGCUUCAGAAUGCUCUUUUAUACAACGUCUUUUCCCUUUAUUAUCAGAGGAGACAAGCAAACCAUCCAAGUUCUCAUCUAUCGGUUCUCGGUUUAAGCUACAAUUGCAACAGUUGAUGGAGAUUUUGAAUUCUACAGAUCCUCACUUUAUCAGAUGUGUGAAGCCAAAUCACGUUUUAAAGCCUUCAAUUUUUGAGAAUCUUUAUGUCAUGCAGCAACUACGGUCUGGUGGAGUUCUAGAGGCAAUCCGAAUUAAAUGUGAUGGAUACCCUGCUCAUAAGAAUUUUGACGAAUUCAUAAAUCGAUAUAGUAUUAUAGCGCCAGAGGUUUUGACCGGGAGUUACGAAGAAAAGGUAGCAUGCAAAUGGAUAUUAGAGAAGUCAGAGAUUACUCAAUAUCAGAUAGGGACAACAAAGGUUUUCCUAAAAGGAAACCAGAUGGCAGAGUUAGAUGCUCAAAGGGCAAAAGUUUAUCGAAACUCUGCCACAGCUAUUCAAAGGAAAGUUCGAACACGAUCAACUCGUAAGAAGUAUGUUCUCAUGCGACAAUCUUCAAUCCAUAUACAAUCUCAAUGGAGAGGCUAUCAUGCUCGGAAGUCAUACAAGGAAAUGAAAAGGGAGGUUGCUGCUGUUAAAAUCCAAAAGAACUUGCGAAGGCAAGUAGCCAGGAGAACCUAUAGUAAUAUUAAGUCCUCUGCUCUUGUCUUGCAAACUGCUUUACGAGCAAUGGCUGCAAGAGAUUACUUUUAUAGUAAAUUGGAAACAAAGUCAGCAACUAGGAUCCAGGCUGAUUGGCGUCGUCGUAGAGCCGUUCUAGACUAUAUGGAACUUAAGAAAACAAAUUCAGGAAAAGACAUGCUACCUCAACAAUCCCCUGCAGGGACUUCGAAAAGCAUGCUUCAUGAAACACAAGAAGAUGAUGGAGUUCCUAGGAAUAAAUCAUAUAAUGAUGUUGAAGAGCCCCCAACUUCUCAUGAUGGUUCUGAUGGUGAAAGAGCUAGCUCUGAUGUCGAGAAUUGGAAGUUCAUGCUUUGGGCAGAAAAGCAAAGAGCAGAUAACGCAGAAAGAAAAUAUGAGGAGUCUGUCGAAUUGUGCGAGAGAAGGCGUGUGAAACUAGAAGAAUCAGAGUUUAGGGUUUACCAACUUCAAGCCUCUUUCAACAGGAUGCUAGAUUCAAUAUCAGAACAAUUCACAGAGCUGAAAGAACUAUUAAAUCAUUCUAACAACUCUGCGUAUACUUCUGGAAGCAAUGCUCCUGCAUCUAAGUUUGCCGCCCUUAGAAAUCGGAAUGCAUUCAGGGCUAUAGUGCAAACUCUUUCAGAGACAGAAGGCAUAGGAGCAGGGAAGGCCAAGAAGAAGGAUGGGGCAUUUGAUGACUACUUUUGACAAAACAUAUAUAAUUUUGGUUGUAGAUAUCAACGAGAAGGUAUUUGAGAUUACUAGUUUAGUAUCCUACGUUGAGAUCCCAUUAGUAUCUAGGUGAUCCUGCCAAACAAAUGCACCAACUUCGUCAUGAUCUUGCAACUAACAUACAAUUUAAUUGACAGCCUAUACAAAAAAAUUGUAAGUGGGAAAUCUAUGUAUAGUCCAGUUGGAGAAAAGGUGGUCCAGAAAAUGACACAUUUAGUAGCACUCAAGCUUCGAUGAAUAUUUCUUAUUUGUUGAUCACUUGCAAUGAAUUAGGGGCGUCCAUCUCUGUCCAGGUAAGCAACAUGCCCCUUGCAUAUAUCACAUAUAUAUUUGCAAGGUUGUGAAUGUAAUCUUUAUUGCUUACUCAUGGUCAGGAUAUGGCAAGGUGAUGGCUCUAUGUUAUUGCACUCAAACUCUUUCAAUAAAGAGUGUUUCAGUGCUAGACAUAUUUUUCUAAUUGGAUGUCUGUAAAUAGAGUCAUUGAAGAUGUGAUGAUUUCUUACAAGUAUUCUUAACAUGGUUGUUGUGUUGAUUUUUGUUGUUGUCUUGUCUUUGAUAUUGUUUGGCUUUAACUGUUUGGAUGAAGUAGUACAAAUUUAGAGUUUGUAGAGAGGGGACCUUGUAGAUUUAGUUUAAACUUCUUUUUUCCUUUGUAUCAACUCAAAAAUAACUACAGAGAUCUUACUAGUUACUAUAGCUUUUGUUCCUGUAGUAGUGUAUAAACAGAAAGUUAUUAUAAAAGCUUGGUACCAAAAGAGUUGCGUUGCAGGUGCCUGAUAAUGUUAUUUAGGGAUAAAAAUUUGCUUCCAAUUUUCUUCUUAAACUAAAAAUAAAACCGAAUAAAUUUGGAUCUUUAUA
This is a messenger RNA of Linum trigynum, 4109 nucleotides long. The record is from the annotation of a GenBank genome assembly. Lineage: Eukaryota; Viridiplantae; Streptophyta; Magnoliopsida; Malpighiales; Linaceae.